GUUUAACAAGUCCAUGGGCAGGUUGACCUUGCCACAGCUGACCAUUCUGGUCCCCAGAGAGAGACUGAGAUGGCCAUGGAUCGACUAGCCAGUGGAGCCCAGAGCAUCCCUAAUGACAUUCCUACCCACGGCGAGGACACACAUUCUGAAGCUGAAGGCCUUGCUGUGGAUGAGGAGUCUGAUGGGGAAAAGAAUGCCUGGGAGCUGUCAGAAGCAACACGUUGUCCACCCAAGGAACGGACUGCUGAUCUUUUUAAUGAGGACUGGGAUAUGGAGUUGAAAGCAGAUCAAGGGAAUCCUUAUGAUGCUGAUGACAUUCAGGGGAGCAUUUGUCAAGAGAUCAAACCUUGGGUAUGCUGUGCCCCGCAAGGAGACAUGAUCUAUGACCCCAGCUGGCACCAUCCUCCUCCACUGAUUCCCCAUUAUUCCAAGAUGGUCUUUGAAACAGGACAGUUUGAUGAUGCUGAAGACUGAAUGUGGAGCUUUCUGCCCUUUGGCAGGUGGGUCCUGCAGGUGAAAGUCUCUCUUCCUGUUGUUGAGGUGAGAUGUACUAUUUGAGACAAUGUUCUCAGUCAUUCCCAAGUCUGGGCUGCACAGUCCUGUUAAAUAAGGUCCUACUGUUUCCCCCAGUUCUGUUGUUGUUGUUUUAAUGGACUCCUCCUUGGUUUGUGUGAGUAUUUGUGUCUGUGUCAGGAGGAGUUGUGUUCUUUAUAAAUAAA
Octodon degus (degu) is the source of this 719-nucleotide messenger RNA. RefSeq names its product coordinator of PRMT5 and differentiation stimulator (gene Coprs). NCBI's taxonomy places the organism in Eukaryota, Metazoa, Chordata, Mammalia, Rodentia, Octodontidae. Gene Ontology annotation, cellular component: nucleus. Gene Ontology annotation, molecular function: histone binding. The transcript has 4 exons. The coding region runs from base 70 to 474 and encodes 134 amino acids. The record is from RefSeq and is a predicted model, not a curated record.